GCGCACUCGAGGAAGGCGAGAACUCAGGCAGGGCAGGGCAGGGCAGGCAGGCAGGCGUCGACCGAGGCCCGCUUUGCUUCUCGCUUCCACUGGCCGGCGAGACAGAGCCAUCGGCGCUACACAGACCACGAUGAGCGACAUGCGGCUCUUCAUCUACCGCAACGAGGCGGGCUCCGAGGGCAAGGUCAUGAACCUCAAGUCCAAGGACAGCAUCGCGCGGCUGAAGAAGGUGGCGAGCAAGAAGCUGGGCGUGCGCGCCAAGCGGCUCUUCCUGGCCAGCGGCGCUGAGAUCUCGGACGUGGACGAGUUGCAGAACAACGACACGCUCUACGUCUCGCAGGGCGAGGCCUUCUACAAGUCACUGGGUCCUGCCAACGGACAGGAGACGUUCCACAUGUCGGUGCUGGGCUCGGGUGGUGUCGGCAAGAGUGCGCUCACGCUGCGAUUCGUGAGGGACUACUUCGUCAAGGACUGGGACCCCACCAUCGAGGACGCCUACAGGAAAGCCAUCACCGUGGACGACGGACUGUGCAUGCUCGAGAUUCUGGAUACCGCAGGGCAGGAUGACUUCGAGUCGCUACGAGGCCAGUGGAUGAUGGACAAGGAUGGCUAUGUGUUUGUGUAUAGUAUGGACUCGAGGAUCUCGCUUCACGAGUUGCAACCAUUCUUCGACCUGCACCUCCAGAUCAACGAGAGCCGCCGCCCGCUGCCGCCGAUUAUCCUCGUGGCCAACAAGAAGGACGUGGUGGACCGCGACCCGAGCAAGUGCCAAGUGAGCACGGAGGAGGGGCGGCGGAUAGCACACUCGUACAACGCGCGCUACAUAGAGACGAGUGCGCUCACAGGAGCGAACGUGACGGCAGUAUUCGAGACGUUUGUGCGCGAGGUGCGUCGGAAGAAGGUGCCCAAGCAGAAGAAGAGCUCGUGUAUGAUUCUCUAGCGGCUCUGCAACAACACGAUCGGCAGUCGGUGGCUCAUCCAUCCAUCAGACAUGACCCGACCGGCGGUGGUGGACGAAGCGACAGCAGGACACCCGAGAUGCCAGUAUAGACACUACUAUUAGUAAAUAGACAGCAGCAGGAAGGGCCGAGGCUGCGACGACAGCGUCCCAGCGGCAACUGGAGCGGGCGGGUGAGCAAUUGCAUUGCACCACGGCACCAGCAUAGUGCUGGUGCUCGCCAAUGUGAAAUUUCAUUUUUGACUUCC
Phytophthora sojae is the source of this 1206-nucleotide messenger RNA. RefSeq lists its product as hypothetical. Bases 131 to 940 code for a protein of 269 amino acids. Gene Ontology annotation, cellular component: plasma membrane. Lineage: Eukaryota; Oomycota; Peronosporomycetes; Peronosporales; Peronosporaceae. Gene Ontology annotation, biological process: intracellular signal transduction. Gene Ontology annotation, molecular function: GTP binding; GDP binding; GTPase activity. The transcript is spliced from 5 exons. The record is from RefSeq and is a predicted model, not a curated record.